ACGGAUGCUGAUAUCCAAUCCACGGAUGUUAGAUCUGAGGCGGUCACUGCAACGGAUGCUGAUAUCCAAUCCACUGAUGUUACAUCUGAGACAGUCACUGCAACUGAUGUUGAUAUCCAAUCCACUGAUGUUACAUCUGAGACGGUCACUGCAACGGAUGCUGAUAUCCAAUCCACUGAUGUUACAUUUGAGAUGGUCACUGCAACGGAUGCUGAUAUCCAAUCCACUAAUGUUACAUCUGAGGCGGUCACUACAACGGAUGCUGAUAUCCAAUCCACUACUGUUACAUCUGAGACAG
Owenia fusiformis is the source of this 298-nucleotide messenger RNA. Lineage: Eukaryota; Metazoa; Annelida; Polychaeta; Sabellida; Oweniidae. The record is from the annotation of a GenBank genome assembly.